AUGUGGUGUUGGGAAAAAUCUGACUCCUUUGAUCUUCGACUUCAGGAGUUACAAGGCAAAGAAAUUGAGCUUCCAAUGUCCUGGGUCGAUUGCUUCGGUAACCCCGUCGAGGUCAGUGAAGAAGUGACAGCCUGUGACCGUGUUAGAUUACAGAGAAUACAGAGGGGAGAGUUAAUUGGUGAUAUUUCGGAGUUAUUGUUCCGUGACCCAAAUUGUUUUCGAGCUGGAGAAUUGCAUAACCAUUUCGAGUAUUGGCAGUACAUUGCGCGAGAUAGCUCGUCACCCCAACAGGCACAGAUUCUUGGGUGGAUAAGGGACAAGGUCUCGAUUAAGCCGUUUUUCAAGCAUUUUAAAGGAAGUUUUAAAGGAGAAUUGUUCGAUUCAGACGAGCCUCCGAUGAAGGUGUUUAAGAACAAUGUCUCUUGCAAGCCCUUUGUGUCAUUUGUGGAGGAAACGUUAGUUGCGCGCUUGAGAUCUGGAGCUAUUUCGCUGUUGGGGAGAGUGGGUGUGGUUGACCCUCCAUUUAUUGUUCUUCCCCUUACAGUUGAGCCAACAAAGCCAAGGUUAUGUCACGAUACGCGCUAUCUUAAUUUAUGGAUGCGUGAUAUGCCUUUCUCUUUAGACAGGCUGUUAGAUUUACCGCGUUACGUGGGCAAGGAUACCUACCAAACGGUCCUAGACGAUAAGUCUGGCUAUGACCAUAUUCUUCUUUCUGAAGACAGCCGCACGUAUUUUGGGAUCCAAUGGAGAGGGUGGUAUUUCACGUAUAAUACCCUUCCUUUUGGGUGGAAGAUCUCCCCGUUUGUAUAUCAUACUACUGGCGUGUUAGCUAGUAAUUUCCUUAGAGCUACAGGAAUCCCUUGUUUGCUCUACAUCGAUGAUCGACACAAUGGCGAACUGCAGGUGGCACUCGAUAACGGGGAAUACGCUACUAUUAACACUGUUGAUGAUCGUCAUCUUGCGGCGGCUAGGUCGGCUAUAUUUCUUGUUGCUUACCAUCUUGUCAGAUUGGGCUAUUUCCUUGGUUUGCAAAAGUCAAUAUUGUUCCCAAGUAAAGUGGUUCCCUACCUUGGUUUUUUAGCGGAUUCUCCUAGGGAGGUGUUCUGCUUAAAGCCGGAAAAGAAGGAGAAAUUUUUACAACUUGUCCGUGAAAUACUCCAUGCCUCUAAGGUUACGGUGAAAACCUUGCAACGCCUGGUUGGGAAAUGUGUCUCUUUUAGUCUAGCAGUACCUGCAGCCCAGUUGAUUACGAAGCAGGUGAAUGCAGCUAUUGCCGGUGGCCAACGUACUCCCCACAGGCUAAUACCCAUCAGGGGGGAUCUGCGUGAGGAGAUCUCCCAUUGGCUGUUUUUGGAAGGUUGGGAUGAUCCGGUAACAUGGCGGGAUGAGCGUCAUAUUCGUGUGUCUGUUGCAACUGAUGCUUCCGCAACAGGCUGGGGUGCUAUUUUGUUAGCCCCUCAUCGUGAGGAAAUAUCAGAUUAUUGGACUGAAGAGCAGUGCAAAUGGGGGAUCGCCGCGAAGGAAGCUACUGCGGUCGACAUGGCGUUAAUGGCUUUUAAAGACAAACUGUUCAAUGCUAGAGUUGACGCUUUUGUUGACAAUAAGGCCGUUGUCGAGGCUUGGAACAACCAGGGUGGUAGAAGCUUGGAGCUUAAUAUGGCAUUGAAACCGUUUUUCUUCACAACGUCGAAGCUUAGCUUAUCUCUGCACAUGUCUUACAUUCCGACUGGUCAGAAUCCUGCUGAUGCUCCAUCAAGGCGCUUGUCCCACUCAGAUAGUAAAUUGUCGGAUGGCUUGUGGCAGAUUGUUCAGAAGGAGGUUGGUGGUAGGGAAGGCCAUACUUGCGACCUUAUGGCCUUGGAUUCGAAUAGUAUGACGGAUGCGCACGGGUAUUCUCCCCCUCAUUUUACGCCGAUUCCCUCUCCCGGAUCGUCUGGUGUAAAUCUCUUCACACAGGACCUUGCUUCCCUCGGAGCGCUUAUGGCCAGACCGUAUGUUUUUCCUCCCAUGGCUUUAACGGGACCUGUCUUAAAAUUUCUGCAGAGUUUUAAACAGUCGUGCACAGUAGUGGUGCUGGACGUGUUUCCCAAGAAGUACUGGUGGCCUCUCCUUAUGAAUAAAGCUGUAAAGAGUAGAUGUCUGGCUGUUCGUGGCGAUGGCAACGCUCUCUUGGUCCCGUCCAAAAAGGGGUGGCUGCCUCACAAGGGCAUUCCUGGAGAUCUCUGGGUUUUUACAGUGUGUUUUUAGGUGUGUCUUGGCAUACAGUUUGAUCUGUUGUGCUACUGGUUUGUGUUGUAUGAUAGGGUUCUUCUUUUCUGGUUUGUAGGAGCUUCCAGUCAUGGCAAAGCUGUUUGCCCAGUCAGUUAAAUGCUCAACCUGUGGACACGCUAAUGAUUUUGACUUCCGUUUUUGUCAACGUUGUGGCUACAAGAGAAAGGUUAUGACAACGCUUGUCAAGGAACACUCUGAUGUUAUCGUUGACCUUGAUGGAAUUGAAGUGCGGUUGCAGCAGUUACUUCACUACGAUCAGGCAACCAGUUAUAAAAAGCAGAAGGAGUCUCUUCAGAGGGAACUUGAGGCUUUUCUUGGUGCUUUGCCGGGUUUUGUUACUCUCGCGACAGUGACGCCUAGGGACUUGUGUCGUUUCCUGAUCUUUAAAGACAAGCGUGGCAAAACACAGGUAAACCUCAAUACGUGUGAAUUUUUGGGUCAGCGUGGUAAACAGUCAUGUGGCUGCCUCUUGAGAUUGUCGUACAAGACUGUGGACUCUUACAUAGAUUUUCCAUUCCAUUGGUCGGGACGGAGAGUGGGACAAGCGGCUAGGUCUUGGUAA
Molecule: messenger RNA, 2833 nt
Organism: Porites lobata
Lineage: Eukaryota; Metazoa; Cnidaria; Anthozoa; Scleractinia; Poritidae
Source: the annotation of a GenBank genome assembly